UCUCCUUCAUUCCGGUGUGACCCACGCACACAGUGCUGUUGCUCCACAAGGGGGGGCUGCAGGAUAUAUGCUUUAGUGCCCAACUGCCUGCCUUCAAACACUGAAUCCAGUUUGUGUGGACAGAGCGGGCGAGGAGAGGAAGAUUCCCAUAGCCUCGACACGCACCGAGAGAACACCCGACCCGAGCCUGGGCUACACUCACCGCACACCUCCCUGGAGCCUUCACACACCACUUAAGGACUUUGUAUCCGGAAAACUGGACAACCAUUACAACUUGCGGGCUGGAUUAAAUAAUAAACAUUUGGGAGGCAGAAUAACAUCAUCAGAAGUGACAGAACAGACACACAUUAACAGGAUCCCCUGUGAAUUUAUGGAUGCUUGUUGCUUUUUACGUUCCUAUGAGCACUUCUUUUCCACUGGAGCACGCAUACCUUCUUUUUUGCAAUUUUUCCGGCAGUUAUAUUGCCUGUUGAAAGAAUGAAUCCACCGAACUUAUUCUAAACAAGUUGGAGGAAUAGUCGAAGGUUUUUUAUGUGCAGACAAACAAAUGGGACAUGCCAACUUUUUGGAGAUCUCUCUGAGGGCGUCUGGCAUCAUGGACAGCAAACUGGAUCAUUGAGCCAAACUUCUCUCUCAUCCUGAGCUGUUGGUUCAGAUGGUUCUGCAAACAUCAGAGAAUACUGGUAGUUAACAAAACGAGGCUAUUGAUCUUACAUUAACAAGAAAAGGUGAUCAAUAAGAGUUAUCUUCAGCCUCCCUCUUUUCUGUACACUGUUCAGCCAUGAUAUCAAAAUUCUUACGGAAUUGUUCAUUGCUGGUCCUGCUUUUCCCUCUUCUCCAACUGUUGUGGCUGGACAUGCUCAAUGCUGCCCCCUCUGGUCCGGAGUCUGACAUCUGCUCCACACUUGUCCAGAGCCGUUUUUUUGGAUUUUUCCUCUCGUCCUCUGUAUUUCCCGGCACACCCUGCUCCUGGACCCUGCAGAACCCCGACCCACGGCGCUACACCAUUUUCAUCAAGGUCACAAAACCGACCAGAGACUGCAUUCCCCGACAGCACCGGACCUUCCAGUUUGACUCUUUCUUGGAGACGACACGAACCUUUCUCGGGAUGGAGAGCUUCGACGAGGUGGUGAAGCUAUGUGAUACCUCUACCCAAGUUGCCUUCCUGGAAGCUGGAAAACAAUUCCUACAGAUCCGGAAAGGGCUGCCCAGAGUGGGUGCUGGGUCCAGGAAUGGUGAUGGGGAAUUUAAGGUGGAGUAUCUCGUGGUUGGAAAGCGUAACCCCAGCAUGGCUGCCUGUCAAAUGCUGUGCCAAUGGUUGGAGGACUGCCUGACCUACAGUACCUCCAGUCGGCCCUGUGGCAUAAUGCAGACACCAUUCCAAUGUUGGGACCAGCCACCAUUGGACAAAGACACCAGUGGAUGCUACCAGGAUGGGGUCUACUUGGAGAACUGCAUCCCUGUUGUGAAAGAAGGAACAGCUGACACUACUGGUGGCUGGAGUGGGUGGGGCAACUGGGCGGAGUGCAGCAGUGAAUGUGGAGGCGGAGUCCAGACGCGAACACGCACCUGUCAGUCACCACCUGAGGAUGCUUACAUGUGCGAGGGUGUUCUGGAUGAAGGCCGCCCCUGCAACCCUCAGCCAUGCAUUGGCAGAGGCCGACUUGGCACUCAUAGCCAAUCCCUGCGCUCGGUGGACAGCCGUAAACGAGAGGACUCUGAUAAGACCCGCAGUGGACAGCAGUCAUCCCAAACAGUGGAUCCUCCGUCGGGUGGGGAGUGGUCUGCGUGGAGUGCGUGUUCGACCACGUGCGGUGAGGGCUGGCAGAGUCGCACACGCUUAUGUGUCUCCGUGCCGUACAGCACGCAGUGCAGUGGGCCGCUGCGUGAACAGAGACCCUGCAAUAACACUAUUGUGUGUCCAGCCGCUCUGAUUACAGUACACGGGUCGUGGGAUGAGUGGACUCCAUGGAGCUUGUGUUCUUCAACGUGUGGCCGUGGGUACAGGGACCGUACCCGCUCCUGCAAGCAGCCGCAGUUCGGAGGAAACCCCUGUGACGGUCCAGAGAAACAGACCAAAUUCUGCAACAUUGCUGUAUGCCCAGUGGAUGGCGUGUGGAAUGAAUGGUCCAGCUGGAGUACCUGUUCCUCGUCCUGUUCAAAUGGAACAAUGCAGCGCACUCGGGAGUGUAACGGGCCCUCGUAUGGGGGCCUGGAGUGUCAGGGCGAGUGGCGUCAGACAAGAGACUGCUUCCUCCGAGAGUGUCCUGUGGAUGGCCAAUGGCAACUCUGGAGCUCUUGGGAUGGUUGUACCAAAACAUGUGGUGGAGGAAGCCAGCAAAGACAGAGGGUGUGUUACGGUCCCUUUUUUGGGGGGGAGCAAUGCCCAGGGGACAGAGAGGAAGUUAGACGUUGCAAUGAGAAGAGAUGUCCAGAGCCGCACGAAAUUUGUGACGAGGAGAAUUUCUCUAACGUAGUGUGGAAGAAAACUCCUGCAGGGGACACUGCAGCUGUCCGCUGUCCUCCGAAUGCUGUAGGACUAAUACUUCGGCGAUGUUCGUUGGAUGUUGAGGGCAUUGCAUACUGGGAGAACCCAACAUACAUGAAAUGCAUCUCAAAUGACUACCGUAGUAUCCAAACACUGACCAGAGAUCACCUGUCCAAGGCUCAGCGAGGGCUUGUGGGAGACGGGGUCUCUGAAGUCAUGACCAAGCUGAGGGUAACGUCAAGUGAUGGAACAAGCUACAGCGGAGACCUUCUGGCUAUCAUAGACGUACUGAAAAACAUGACAGAGAUAUUUAGGAGGUCCUACUACAGCCCCAGUAAUGCAGACAUGAGGAAUUUUGUGCAGUCUGUGAGUAACUUACUGAUGGAGGAAAACAGGGAGAGGUGGGGGGAGGCACAACUGCUGGGGCCAAAUGUUAAAGAGCUUUUUCGUCUAGUGGAGGACUUUGUGGACGUCAUCAGUCUCCGCAUGAAAGACUUCCAGGAUACUUAUGAGGUCACCGACAAUCUGGUACUGAGUAUUCACAAGCGGCCUGUCGCAGGAAAUGCAGAUAUCACUUUCCCCAUGAAGGGGUGGAGGGGGAUGGUGGACUGGGCUCGCAACUCUGAGGACAAAGUCAGAGUGGCUAAAAACAUCCUGGUCACUGGGAAACCAGAUAAAGAUGAAGAUGAUACAUCAGCAUUUGUGACUGGCAUUGUACUGUACAGAAACUUGGGCAGUAUUCUCUCUCUACAGAGAAAUAGCACAGUGCUGAACUCCAAGGUGAUCUCUGUGACAAUCAAACCCACUCCCAGCUCCCUCUUAACUCCACUAGAGAUUGAGUUCUCACACCUUUACAAUGGUACCACAAACCAAACCUGCAUUUCCUGGGAUGAGAAUGACAGCUCGUCGUUGCUGGGCUCCUGGUCUGCGCGAGGCUGUAGAGCCGUGCCCGUCGACUCCAGCACAACCAAAUGCUUGUGUGACAGACUCUCCACCUUCGCCAUUUUAGCACGCCUCAAUCCCGAUGUGAACAUGGAUAAGUCCCAGCUUCCAUCUGUGACUCUUAUCGUGGGCUGCGGGGUUUCGUCCCUCACCCUGCUCCUCCUUAUCAUCAUCUAUGUGUCUGUUUGGAGGUACAUCCGCUCAGAACGCUCUGUCAUCCUCAUCAACUUUUGUCUGUCCAUAAUCUCCUCCAAUGCACUCAUACUCAUCGGACAAACUCAGACACGGAACAAGGUUGUUUGUACUCUUGUGGCUGCAUUUCUGCACUUCUUCUUCCUGUCCUCUUUCUGUUGGGUUCUCACGGAGGCAUGGCAGUCUUACAUGGCCGUGACUGGCCGUAUUAGAAACCGCAUCAUACGCAAACGUUUCCUCUGCCUUGGUUGGGGUUUACCUGCUCUCGUUGUAGCAAUUUCUGUUGGAUUCACCAAGGCAAAAGGAUAUGGCACUGUUAACUAUUGCUGGCUGUCUCUGGAAGGCGGAUUGUUGUACGCAUUUGUGGGACCAGCUGCUGCUGUCGUCUUGGUAAACAUGGUUAUCGGGAUUCUGGUUUUUAACAAACUCGUGUCUAAAGAUGGCAUAACUGAUAUGAAACUCAAGGAGAGGGCCGGUCAGAUGACAGUGCCACUGUACAAUAUGACGCUCAAAUGUGCCAAGUGCGGAGUUAUCUCGUCGGCUGACGUUUCCACCACAGCCACCAGUAACGCCAUGGCGUCGCUGUGGAGCUCCUGCGUUGUACUGCCACUGCUGGCUCUCACUUGGAUGUCGGCAGUCCUGGCCAUUACUGACCGCCGUUCAGCCUUGUUUCAGAUCCUUUUUGCCGUCUUUGACUCCCUCGAGGGCUUCGUUAUCGUGAUGGUGCAUUGCAUCCUACGCAGAGAGGUACAAGAGGCAGUAAAGUGUCGUGUUGUUGACCGUCAAGAAGAUGGAAACGGUGACUCCGGUGGAUCUUUCCAGAAUGGCCAUGCUCAGCUGAUGACCGACUUUGAAAAGGAUGUGGACAUCGCUUGCCGGUCAGGCACCCUAAAGCGUUCCUCCAAACAAGGUGACGAGAAGGUAGCUUCACAGCAGAUCACAGUACAGAAAGGCUCCAACUUCAACACCCUUCCGGCCAGCAUGGCAAAGGUCCACCUGCAAAACGUUGCUGACUACGCCAGCCACACUCUCACCAUGCGUCGCGACAAAGGCGGCAUUGCCGGGGUCAGUACAGAGCUACCCGGAGCCAAAUCAAUUUACAUCUGUGAUGGCGAACUCUUCAAACAACUGGAUGGAACCCCAGGAGACGGCAUCGGUCCAGAAGGAGGAGGAGGAGGAGAAGGAGGGUCGGGCCAGGGUUACGUGCUCUUGCCCAACAACAACAACACCCUUAGGCCCACAAAGGGCAACAAGGAGGACCAAGCUGCAAAGUACAACAUCAGCAUCGAACAGCUACCCCAGACCAGGCUCAUCCACCUUGCCAACCCUGCUGGCACCAAUCCUGUGCCAGGCUUCGGGUUGAAGAGCCUGCCCACCGACCGAGUCAGCGUUUCCUGCUCAGAGAGGGACUCCCCGGUGCAGACAGUGCAGAACAUCUCCGGCGAGACCCAGAUGACAAACACAUGUGAGCAAGGGGACUCUGGGAACUCCGGCCUGAUGUCUAAGAGUGAGACCAUCUCAACACUCUCGAUGAGCUCUUUGGAGAGACGAAAAUCACGCUAUGCAGAGCUGGAUUUUGAGAAGAUUAUGCAUACACGGAAGCGCCACCAGGACAUGUUCCAAGACUUAAACAGGAAACUGCAGCAUGCAGAGAAGGACAGGGAUUCACCCCCAGUGGAUGGGAAGACUGGGAAGAGAUGGAGCGUGUCAUCAGGAGGCAGCGAUAAAACCAAUCUUAGUGACAAGCAGCAGACCCCCAGUAAACGGGCAUGGGAGGGCAUCAGGAAGACCCACUCGCCACCAUCAUGGGUGCGUAAGGAGCUGGAGCCUCUCCAGGCCUCUCCUCUUGAGAUGCAAGCGGUGGAGUGGGAGAAGGCCAGCGCCACCAUCCCUCUGGUGGGCCAAGAGAUCAUGGACCUGCAGACGGAGGUCUGAGAGACCCCCAGAGCAUUCAGAGAAGCAGAACAAACUCUACUCGCAGGGAAAAGGGACAAAGAAAGGGAAUGAGAUUGGAGUGAGAGUGCGGACAAACUAAAUGAAAGAAAAAGAGUGCAAGCAACAUGGCUGAGCAAUUUUAUUUUAUUUUUUUAAUCCUGGAAUGGCCUUUUCCUUAAUGUCAAAGCGAAUCAUAACACUUUCGAAAAUCCAGGACUGAGCCUGUUGCUAUGGCAAUGAGCUGGCACUACCAAGAUGGGCUGAACUGGGCAAGUUGAGUGCUGACCUGGGAUGUUGCCAUGGGAACAUUGGGAGUGGCUGACUGAAGGGAAGGACUGGAAUUCAGACUAAGGGCAGUUGAGCCUUAGUGAGUGGCCUUCAAUAUCUUACACCUCUGGAUACACACACACACACACACACAUAUUUGUGAUCAUGUCCCAUGUAUGGAAGAGUGAGAAGUAGCACUACAACAGAAAGCUUUCAAACUGCCUGGUAGGAAUCAGGUGAGCUACACGUCAUUCAAAAUCAAAUUCUUGAAUAUUAUUAGUCUUAUUUUCAUUGUUAUUGAUCAGUGUGACACAUGCAUACUCUUGGGACACUAGAGGCGAUGUGAUUGCCCAAAGCCAUUUGACUGUUAAUCUGUCUCAAACGCCCUUCUGAGCCAGUACAGCCCACAGCUUAGCCACUGUGCUGUCGUCAUGCACCGCACCGGCAUGAGGAUCCUUCAAAAGUCAGUCAACAAUGUGAGAUUCAGCGUGGAAGGGGGUCGGCUGCGACAUGUUUUCGUUCGCUUGAUGUUUCCAUCAGAAUCACUGGAGCUGAGAGACCUGAAACAAACUGCUGAGUUUUAGAAUAUGUGCAGAAUCAUGUUUGCAAGAGAAAACGGACAUGAAUAUAUAU
Messenger RNA from Carassius auratus (goldfish), 6457 nucleotides. RefSeq names its product adhesion G protein-coupled receptor B1-like. The coding region runs from base 782 to 5557 and encodes 1591 amino acids. Lineage: Eukaryota; Metazoa; Chordata; Actinopteri; Cypriniformes; Cyprinidae. Gene Ontology annotation, molecular function: G protein-coupled receptor activity. Gene Ontology annotation, cellular component: dendrite; plasma membrane; postsynaptic density. The transcript has 31 exons. Gene Ontology annotation, biological process: negative regulation of angiogenesis; engulfment of apoptotic cell; adenylate cyclase-activating G protein-coupled receptor signaling pathway. The record is from RefSeq and is a predicted model, not a curated record.